AUGCUCAUUUGCAAUUUCGUUAACAGUGUGAGAUAUGAUACUUCUACUUCAUUCAUUAUGAAUCAAUUAACUAUUAUUCAUCAAUACAAUCAAUUUGAUAUUGAUCAUACUGAUCAUCUGAUUGAUAAUCUUUGGUUACUUAUAUUUAGUAUUAUUGUUAUUCUUGGAUUUUAUGAUGUAGAUAGUAUUUGGUCAAAGUAUUGGCUUUAUAGUUUAACUAUUAUCAGUUCCAUGUUAUACUUUCUAUUGAUUAAUGUGAAUUAUGAAUUAACACGAACUGGUGAAGCAAUGUUGUCGAAUUUCAUUGAUGAUAAGGAGAGUAGAAAUGAUGAUUAUACAAUUUUCAUAAAUUCAUCAUCAUUAUGCCCUGAAUGGAUUCAAAAUGCUACUUUAAUACAACCUAGUUUAUGGUGGACUGAUUAUCAGGGAUUAUUAUGGCGUAAUAAUUUAGCAGCUUUGUGCGCAAUUUUAUUCGCUCAUUUCAUUGGUCAGUUGAUUGCAAUAUGGACUAGUCGACAUAGAUAUCAUUUAUUUAUUAUAGCUAGUUAUACUCAAGCUAUAAUUUUUCGAUUACAAAUGACAGAAUCAAAAUUGCAUCUACUAGGUAAAUGUUUAGUUCCAACACCGUUAGCUAAUGAUUUGGUUAAUGAUUUCAUCAAUGGACAUUUAAGUUGGAGUUCACCAUUGGUGAUUUAUUUACGCAAUGUAACUUUUCUUAGUGCUGAAUUAGUUGGUCUAUCCCAGUUAAGUACUAAUCUUGCAUCCAUAAUCCAGCCGAACACAACCGAUAAUAAUUAUGAAUUAAUUUGUCAACAAUUUAUCUCAUUUCUCAAUGAUAUUUACGCAUGUUUUGAUGUAUUAGCUCAAAAUGAAUCAUGUUAUCGUGUACGAUUAAAUGCUAAUGAAUAUUUAUGCAUUGCUGGCUAUCCGGAAACUCGUGUAGAUCAUGCUAGAUCAUGCAUUGAUUUAGGAUUGAAUAUGUUGAAACUGAUUGGAGAGAUUAGUGAAAUGGCUCAUGUUCAAUUGGAAUUACGUGUUAGUGUACAUACUGGUACAGCUUAUGCUAUUGUACUUGGUCGUAGUCGAUUAAGUUUUGAUUUAAUCAGUGAUGAUGUCACUUAUGUGAGUCGUUUGAAGUAUGCUGCUUAUCGUCCAUGUCGAGUGCUUACAUCCCGUUCAACUUUCAGUCAAUUGCCAGAAGGUUUUCGUGGUGAAGCAGGUCCAAUUCUCGGUUAUCCAAAUCCAAUAAUUCUACCGACAAAUGAAUCUGUCAAGUCGGAUUCUCAACAACAACAACAACACCAUCAAAAUCAAAUAACUAUGGAAACAUAUUUUGUACAACCUCGUAAUGAAAUGAAAACUACUACCGAUGCCUUGAAUCCAAUCGAUAUCAAUGGUUCAACUGCUGAUUGGUUGACAUUGACCAAUGUUGACUUGAACUCAGCAAGUAUGGUGACUACCCGACUCGCAUCAGCAGCUGCUAUUCUAUGCCGACAUGUCAUGACUAACAUUAAUAAUUCAUCAUUGGACAAUAAUAAUAAUGAUGUUAGUAAUCAGAACCAUACCACCAAACAAACUAUGUUACCUAAAUUACCAUUGGAUUUCUUAUUUCAUUCUACAACAUUUGAUCAACAUCAUCGUGACUAUCAGCAACACCGACAGCACCACUUACAACAUAAACAACAUCACGAUGAAGAUGAAGAAUCGAAAGCGAUUCAAGUGAAUUUAUUACAUCUACUAGCUAACAAAGAAUUUGAUUCGCUGGAUUAUGCCGAUUGUAAACAUCAUGAGACGACAGUUACUGCCACUGCUGUUACUGCUACUACCGCCAAUACAACUGCCACGACCAAUGAUUUGCAUAAUUCUCAUCUAUUGGACUCCAACCUCUAUCACCCCCAUCAUCCUAAUCAUCAUCAUCAAAAGCUAAACGAUGACGAGCCAUCUUCAACAACUGCUGAGCAACUUGCAAUGAUUGCUGUUAACUUGGCGAAAUCAUUUGAUAGAGAUCAAUUGAAUUGUGAUGAUAUUGAAGGCAAUGAUGAUGAUGAUAUUGCGCAGUGUUCGAAUAAAUUUAUUCCAUGUCAAAAACGAAUUGGGAAAUUAAGAAAGAAUUGGUAA
Schistosoma turkestanicum is the source of this 2118-nucleotide messenger RNA. The record is from the annotation of a GenBank genome assembly. NCBI's taxonomy places the organism in Eukaryota, Metazoa, Platyhelminthes, Trematoda, Strigeidida, Schistosomatidae.